Westerdykella ornata is the source of this 1665-nucleotide messenger RNA. RefSeq lists its product as uncharacterized. Gene Ontology annotation, cellular component: fungal-type cell wall. Gene Ontology annotation, molecular function: hydrolase activity, hydrolyzing O-glycosyl compounds; glycosyltransferase activity. Gene Ontology annotation, biological process: carbohydrate metabolic process; fungal-type cell wall organization. Lineage: Eukaryota; Fungi; Ascomycota; Dothideomycetes; Pleosporales; Sporormiaceae. The record is from RefSeq and is a predicted model, not a curated record. Bases 121 to 1473 code for a protein of 450 amino acids. The transcript is spliced from 5 exons.
GUAGUCUACGAUGAUACAUACAACUCCGUAGCAAAACUGCUUUUGCGAGCACGGCGCUCAACAACACUCGCUAACGAGAUUACUGUUCGAUGAAACACCCGUGACGGACACAAUUUCGAGAUGCCCUGGGUCUUGGCAUCUGGAGAAAUCGUCGGUGUGCGCGACCAAUCACAGGAGGCAGACGAUCGACACACUUGCACAACUCCUGAACCUGUCUCCCCCCUUGAGCGUCGUGCAUUCCUCCUUCUUCACUCAUUACUGACCUCGAGUCCGCUCAUUCACACCUCACCGCAGUCUCUCCCUCCAUCAUUGCUGUGCGGCUGGUUUACGCACUACCACACUCAUUUUUUUGACAGGAUAUCCGAUUCAGUCGCAACCAUGCGGUCCUUCGCUCUCCCCGUCGUCACACUCCUGUCGACGCUCGCCACGACGACUUUUGCCCAGACCUUCACCAAAUGCAAUCCAUUGAAGGAGAAAGGAUGUCCCAAUAUGCCCGCUCUCGGCGGUAACGCGACUUUUCGCUUUAAUGAUACGCUUUACGACAAGAUUUGGGAGAAGAGGAACCAAGGAAAGGUGGACUGGAGCGAGAAGGGCGCCACUAUGACAGUGGAGCGUAGCGGCGACUCUCCGCAACUCGUCUCCAAGUUCUACAUGCUUUUUGGUCGCGUAACGGUCAUUAUGAAGGCUGCGCGUGGUCGAGGCAUUAUAUCAACGGCAAUCUUGCAGUCGGAGACCUUGGACGAGAUUGACUGGGAAUUCAAAGGCGACAACACUACGGCUAUGACAAACUACUAUGGCAAAGGCCACAACGAAACCUUGGGCCGUGGCGCAGACUACGAAAUGGCCCCUCCCCAGGAUGAGUUCCACAACUACACCCUUGACUGGACCAAGGAGCGCCUGCAAUGGUGGCUGGAUGGCAAGAUGCUGCGCGAGCUCAAGUACGGAGAUGCUCAGGGUGGAAAAGAAUAUCCUCAGACUCCCAUGAACAUCCGCAUUGGAAUCUGGGCGGCCGGCGACAAGGACAAGAACGGACCUGGCGUAGUGGAAUGGGCCGGCGGCGAGACCGACUUCAAGCAAGGACCCUUCGUAAUGACUGUGCAAGAGGUAUUUGCCCAAGAUUACACUUCGGCUAAGGAGUAUUCCUGGGAGAAUAUGGAUGCGUCCGGCACGUGGGACAAGGUCAAAAUCAUCGAAGGUAAAUCAGCUGCCAUGACAGAAUACGAGAAACCGAGCGGCGUGCGCAACCGCUGGGCGGCCCUUGGUCGGACUGCGCAAAUUGCCAUCGUCGCCUCCGUCAUCGGUGUAGUGGUGAUUGCCGCAGCCGUUAUCUUGUUCUGCUGCAUCAAGCAACGCCGCGCCGGUCGACGUGCGGCUGCGGCUUAUCAGGCCCAGCAGGACAAGGAAGCCGCCGAGCUGCUCGAGUACCGUGGACAGCAGGCCCCUGGCGGAAAGUUUGGAUACAACCGCAUCUAAGCAUGUCCUUGUGUGGAGGCUCUCAUGAUUGACCGGGUAGUUGACGAGGCAGCAUGCCGAGAGUCCUGCGCCCACUCAGUCGACAUCUUAUGGUCUGACGGUAGUACCGCGAAAGGCAGAGGCCUAUAUACUCUGCAUGUUGCAGCUGCAUUCACAGCUGAUUUGUUAUGACGAUUCCGAUACCCUGUUCUC